CCCACCGCAGUUGAAAGGAGAGAUCAACCAGCCCCAAGGUCACCGGGAGGGGAGCUGCGGGCUGCGGCCGGGAUUGGAGGCUGCUCCUUCCCGUGGGCAGCGGCGGCGGUCACCUGGGAGUAGGUGGCCGGCACCGGGUGCGGGUGCGUCCGAGAGGAGAGCCUGCCGCGCAGCGAGGGCGUCUCUCCGGGCGCCGGGAUCCCACGGGCCUCGGGGCCAACGGCGGCAGUGUGGCCCCGAAACCCUCCCCGGAUUCUGGCGCCUUAAGGCAUUUGAAGGCUGUGGUUUCUCAGCCGUCGCCACCCCAGUUUCUGCUGGUUCCAAUUGAGCCUCCAAGUUGCAGCCCCUGGAAGAACUACCCUGACCCUGGACGGACUUUUCCUGAGGCGGUGGUGGGUGGGUCUCCAGUAGGGCCACCGAGGCGAGGAGCCGGGAACUGACCCAACCCACCGGAGGACGUAGCUGGAAAGUGCCGCGGAGGAACCCACCGUCUGGCGAAGGCGCUGUGUCAAGGCCCCUUGAGGCUGCCUGCGUUGAUUUCGCCAGAAUCCUGCUCUCUCUUCGCAGCCACAAGGUGUCUCAAGUCUUAUUCCUGGCAUCCUCUCCUAUGUUGCAAGCUUCUCUUUGAAAACUCCUAAUUCUGUUUCACAGGUUCUCUCCCCCAUACCCCAACUCCACCCCCAACGGCCAACUCCACCCCCAAAGGCUGGUAUAAACUGCAGGUGCCAGUCCUGAACCCUGAGAACCUGCCUGGAAGAGAGGGACACUCACUCGGCAGGCUGGGACCAGAGGGGCAUUCUGGCCCCGUGGCCCCCAUGCUCCUGUUAUGGAUAUCAGGUCUAGGGGCCGGAAUAGUCUUACUGCACUUCGUGCAGAAACUCCUGUUCCCUUACUUCUGGAACGACUUCUGGUACCUGCUGAAGGUGUUACGCUGUGGAAUUCGGCUGCAGCUGUACAGUCGGAAAGGGCAGCUUGUCACUGUCCUGGAUAAAUUUAUGAGCUGCGCCAAGAAGCGGCCCCAGAAACCUUUCAUCAUCUAUGAGGGAGACAUCUACACCUAUGAGGAUGUGGACAAAAGGAGCAGCAAAGUGGCCUAUGUUUUCCUGAACCAUUCUACGCUGAAAAGGGGGGACACUGUGGCUCUGCUGAUGAGCAAUGAGCCUGACUUUGUCCACGUGUGGUUCGGUCUGGCCAAGCUGGGCUGUGUGGUGGCCUUCCUCAACUCCAACGUUCGCUCCAACUCCCUACUGCACUGCAUCCGCAGCUGUGAGCCUAGGGCCCUCGUGGUGGGCGCAGAUUUACUUGAAGCCAUAGAAGAAAUCCUCCCCAACCUGCCAGAGGGUAUCAGUGUUUGGGGAGUGACAGACUCUGUUCCCCGAGGCAUAAUUUCACUCACAGAAAAACUGACGACAGCAUCUGACAAGCUAGUGCCAAGUAGCCACCAUGUUGCCUCCAACCUCAAGUCUCCUUAUCUUUAUAUUUUUACCUCUGGAACAACAGGUCUACCAAAAGCAGCUGUGAUUACUCAGCUGCAGGCUUUAAAGGGUUCCGUUGGACUGUGGGCUUUUGGUUGUACUACUGAUGACAUUAUUUACAUAACCCUUCCUCUGUAUCAUAGCGCAGGAGCUCUCCUGGGAAUUGGUGGAUGUAUUGAGUUAGGAGCUACUUGUGUGUUAAAGAAGAAAUUCUCAGCAAGCCAAUUCUGGAAUGACUGCAAAAAGUAUAAUGUGACUGUAUUUCAAUAUAUUGGGGAAAUCUGUCGCUACCUUUGCAAACAACCUAAGAGAGAAGGAGAAAAGGAUCAUCAGGUGCGUUUGGCAGUUGGAAAUGGUGUGCGGAGUGAUGUAUGGAAAGAAUUUGUAGACAGAUUCGGAAAUAUUAAGAUGUGUGAGUUUUAUGGAGCAACCGAAGGGAACAUUUGUUUUAUGAAUCACACUGGGCAAAUUGGAGCAGUCGGGAGAACAAAUUUCUUUUACAAAGUUUUUUUCAAUUUUGACUUGAUAAAGUAUGAUUUUCAGAAAGAUGAACCCAUUCGGAAUGAACAGGGCUGGUGCAGCCGUGUGACAAAAGCUUUCAUCAGCAUUUGUGUAUUUAUGUGUGGCCCAAGACUGCUCUUCAUCCACUGGCCCAGAGGUGCCAGAAGAUUGGACACCCCUGGAGAACCUGGACUUCUCAUUUCUCAAGUGAAUGAAAACAAUCCCUUCUUUGGUUAUGCUGGGAAUAAGAAGCACACAAAAAAGAAAUUGUUAUGUAAUGUUUUUAAGAAGGGAGAUGUUUACUUUAACACAGGAGAUUUAAUGGUCCAAGAUCAGGAGGAUUUCCUUUACUUUUGGGACCGUCUUGGAGACACCUUCAGAUGGAAAGGGGAAAACAUUGCAACCACGGAGGUUGCUGAUGUUAUUGGAAUGUUGGAUUUCAUAGAAGAAGCAAAUGUCUAUGGUGUGGCUGUGCCAGAUUGUGAAGGGAAAGCAGGAAUGGCCUCUAUUAUUUUAAAACCAAAUAAAUCUCUAGACUUGGAAAGAGCUUAUGAACAAGUUGUAACAUUUCUACCAGCUUAUGCCUGCCCACAGUUUUUAAGAAUUCAGGAAAAGAUGGAAGUGACAGGGACAUUCAAACCAAAGAAGUUUCAGUUGGUGCAAGAAGGAUUUAGUCCAUUGAAAAUUUCUGAUCCACUUUACUUCAUGGACAACUCGAAAAAAGCUUAUGUUCCAUUGACCAAAGAACUGUAUGAUCAAAUCAUACUAGGUGAGGUCAGACUCUAAGGUUUGGUCAAUCUGUGGCAUUUCCAUAUGCUUUCUCAGGAGAGGCGAGAGGAGGGUACGUGGCUCUCAGUGCAAGACGAGGAAAGGAACUGACAUUCACUAAGCAUGUGCUGUAUUUCCUCACUGUGCAACUGCUUUUCUUUAAUUAAGAACUUUAAUUUGUUUUAAUACAAACUCUAGUGUAUUAUUCUUUUUACCUAUUUGGGGAUUCAGUGCAUAACUAAAAAUUUGCCUUAAUCAAAACUUUUAAAUAAUAAAUAAAUGGGUAAUUUUUAGAUAUUUAAUAAGAAUGUACUUUUUAAUACUUAAAAUUUCUAGUUUUGAAUACAUGGUUAAAUUUUACUCAAAUGUUUAAUUUUUAUGUGCCCUGUCCUG
Molecule: messenger RNA, 3137 nt
Organism: Artibeus jamaicensis (Jamaican fruit-eating bat)
Lineage: Eukaryota; Metazoa; Chordata; Mammalia; Chiroptera; Phyllostomidae
Gene: SLC27A6
Product: solute carrier family 27 member 6
Exons: 11
Coding region: 816-2762 (648 amino acids)
Molecular function (GO): long-chain fatty acid-CoA ligase activity; long-chain fatty acid transmembrane transporter activity
Source: RefSeq, a predicted model, not a curated record